Molecule: messenger RNA, 2023 nt
Organism: Zerene cesonia (dogface butterfly)
Lineage: Eukaryota; Metazoa; Arthropoda; Insecta; Lepidoptera; Pieridae
Gene: Dbp73D
Product: probable ATP-dependent RNA helicase Dbp73D
Exons: 7
Coding region: 139-1995 (618 amino acids)
Cellular component (GO): nucleus
Molecular function (GO): nucleic acid binding; ATP binding
Source: RefSeq, a predicted model, not a curated record
GACACUUGCGAGAAAAACAAUCUGAAACAUCUGAAAUGCCUAAUGUGAUGUUGGGAAAGAGGUUAUGUGUUGAAAAAGUUGUAUAAAAAUAUAUUAAAUAUCAAUUUUCUGAAACAAAAGGUGGCUACACAAACUAAAAUGGAUUUAUUCAUCAUCAAUAGAUAUAAAGGUACCGGUGAAAAUAAUGAUGUCUCCGAAUCCUUACAUCUGCAAAGACUCAAGGAACAAAUUGAAGAAAGGAAAAAAGCUGCUAAGGAACUUUCAGUCGACGUAUCAUUAACAUUGAACGAAGAAGUUUUAAAUGAAUCAAAAGAAAAUUUGGAUCUUCCAGAAACUACCACAAAUAUUUUGGAAACAAAGUCUCCAUCAGAUGAUAAGAGAACUUUGAAAAAUCAAAUUGAAGUUAAAAAAGAUGAAGAAAAAAAAAGUAUCAGCGACUUCCAAGUGUUAGGCAGUAGUGAUUUUGAGAAAAAACCUCAGGUGGAAAGAGUUUUACCAUACUGGUUGUCACAUGCGUACAGUGUAUCAAAAAACUUGCAAAAAUUAACUUGUAAAGUGGAAGAACAAGUUUGGCUGCACAGUAUAUUAAAAGAGAACCUAACAAGAGAAGGCGUCACUCAUUUAUUUCCAGUCCAAGAGCAAGUUAUACCAUUUAUUCUACAGGAACAUAAACUGCCUGCUCCAUUGUGGCCUCAUGAUGUUUGUGUCUCUGCCCCAACUGGCAGUGGCAAAACGCUGUCUUUUGUUUUGCCAAUAAUACAGACCCUAAUGCCUGAGUUGGGACAUCACAUAAGAGCUCUCAUUGUUUUACCAGUUCAAGAGCUAGCUGCUCAAGUGGCUGCAGUAUUUAGAAAAUAUUGUACAAAUACUGGACUUAAAGUGGCCUUAUUAAGUGGAUCCACACCAUGGCAAAAGGAGCAACAACAGAUAUUGCGAUAUACCGACACACAUGGAUGGAUAAGUGAAACUGAUAUUAUUGUAUGUACUGCAGGCAGAUUAGUAGAGCACCUACAAAACACCGAAGGUUUCUCACUAAAACAAUUAAAGUUUCUUGUAAUAGAUGAAGCUGACAGAAUUAUGGACAAUAUCCAAAAUGAUUGGUUAUAUCACUUAUAUAAGCACAUCAAACUAGAAGGGCAUGCAACUAAUAAAAUUGCACAUCUAAACUGGGAUUUUAUCUGCGACACAAAAGCACCACCACACAAACUUCUAUUUUCAGCAACAUUAUCACCCGAUCCGGAAUUGUUAGAACAAUGGGGUCUUUUUCAGCCUAAACUUUUCUCAGUUGCUCCCAUAUCAGACUCAUUAAAUAAACUUCAAAUCAAAAAGUAUACUACACCAGAUGAAUUGAAGGAGCAGUUUGUUUUGUGUUCCAUUGAAGAAAAGCCACUUGUUCUAUAUCAUUUUGUGGUUGAACAGAAAUGGGAUAAAGUUCUCUGCUUUACAAAUUCAGGUCAAUCGGCUCAUAGAUUGACAAUGCUCUUAAAUAAUUGGGCCCAGAAUCAAAUAAAAGUUGCAGAGUUAUCUGCAUCUUUAGAUAGAUCAUCAAGGGAUAAUGUUUUGAAAAAAUUUAAGAAAUGUGAAAUUAAUGUUAUUAUAAGCACUGAUGCUUUAGCAAGAGGAAUAGAUAUACCAGACUGUAAUUAUGUAAUAUCAUAUGAUCCUCCAAAGAAUAUAAAGACAUAUGUACAUAGAAUAGGACGAACUGGCAGAGCUGGCCACAUAGGGAAUGCUGUUACUAUCUUGGUUCAAAAUCAAAUGCAGAUGUUCAAGGAAAUACUGGAAUCCGGCGGUAAGGCGGAUAUCCCACAAAUAGAAGUUACAUCAGACAAGUUAACACCUCUAAUAAGUAGUUAUCAGCUAGCUAUUUCAUCAACAAAACAGUCGAUCUAUGUUGAAAACAACACGAAGGUUAAAAAAUCCAUAGAAUUAAAGCGAGGAGCCAAAACAAAAUCGCGGAAACGAAAACACAGCGAAGGCAAAACAAUUAAUUAAUUUUCAAUAAAUUUUAAUAAAUGACGAA